UCCAGUCCUCUUCAGCUUGCGCGCGCCGACGCAAUAACGUCAGCAACGACUUUGAUUGGGUUUCGCAAGAUGGCGUCGCGCAGGGGCUGAUGUCGAUGGCUUGCUAUUUUCGGGUUCCCCUGUACCCGUAGUCCGUUCUAAAGUCAUAUGAAAACCUACCUUACUGGAAUUAUUGUUGAUAAAUGAAGGAAAACAAAGAAAACUCUAGUCCCUCUGUAUCUUUGGCAAACCUGGACCACACAAAACCAUGUUGGUAUUGGGAUAAGAAGGACUUGGCACAUACACCAUCACAGUUAGAAGGACUUGAUCCAGCUACUGAAGCAAGAUACAGAAGAGAAGGUGCCCGGUUUAUAUUUGAUGUAGGAACCCGUUUGGGAUUACAUUAUGACACACUGGCAACUGGAAUAAUAUAUUUCCAUCGGUUUUAUAUGUUCCAUUCCUUCAAACAAUUCCCAAGAUAUGUAACUGGAGCUUGCUGCCUAUUCCUAGCAGGAAAAGUUGAAGAAACACCCAAAAAAUGUAAAGAUAUCAUCAAAACAGCUCGUAGUUUACUAAAUGAUGUUCAGUUUGGGCAGUUUGGAGAUGAUCCAAAGGAAGAAGUUAUGGUUUUAGAGAGAAUCUUGCUGCAGACAAUAAAAUUUGAUUUGCAAGUCGAACACCCUUAUCAAUUCCUACUUAAAUAUGCAAAGCAGCUCAAAGGUGAUAAAAAUAAAAUUCAAAAACUGGUUCAAAUGGCAUGGACUUUUGUAAAUGACAGUUUGUGUACUACACUCUCUCUGCAAUGGGAACCUGAAAUUAUAGCAGUUGCAGUUAUGUAUCUAGCUGGUCGCUUGUGCAAAUUUGAAAUUCAAGAGUGGACCUCAAAGCCCAUGUACAGAAGAUGGUGGGAACAAUUUGUACAAGAUGUACCUGUUGAUGUCCUGGAAGAUAUCUGUCAUCAGAUUCUGGAUCUGUACUCCCAGGGGAAACAACAGAUGCCUCACCAUACCCCCCAUCAGCUGCAGCAGGCUCCUUCCCUCCAGCCUACACCACAAGUGCCUCCAGCCCAGCAGUUGCAGCCUUCUCAGAGUUCAGAGCAGUCUCAACCCCAGCAGUCCAAAGACUCCCAGCAGGGAGGGACGCAGCAGCAGCAGCAGCAACAACAACAGCAGCAACAGCCACCACAAAUUCAGCCACCCAAAAAACUCUCUCCCCAGUCAAGUCCUCUCAGGCAGACAAAGCGGCCUAUGGCUGUAUCACCAAAGGACGAAACCAAACCUGCAGAGGUGCCUCCUAAAAUUGCUAAAAUUGAAACUACUCAUCCACCAGUUCCAUCUGUGCAUCCACCACCUGAACAUAAACCUCCAUUGACAACUGCAGUUUCCAUAGGAACUGAUCAAGCUACUGCAGUAGAUUCUGUAGACAUAACCAAGGUCCAGAUUGCUCCACCAUCUCAUCCAGCUCCUGUACAUCAGCCACCACCUAUGCCUCAUCGUCCCCCACCCCCACCCCCGCCUUCCAGCUAUAUAACCGGUAUGUCCACUACUAAUUCAUACAUGUCAGGAGAAGGGUAUCAGAGUCUCCAAUCAAUUAUGAAAACAGAAGCACCAACUUAUGGAGCUUUACCACCCACUUAUGGACCUCCAACUCAUAUGCCAUAUCAUCAUGUUUAUCCUCCCAAUCCUCCUCCUCCUGUCCCUCCUCCUCCACCAACAUCAUUCCCUCCACCUACCAUUCCUCCUCCUACUCCAGGAUAUCCUCCGCCACCUACCUAUAACCCAAAUUUCCCACCUCCUCGGUUACCUCCCUCUCAUGCAGUCCCACCUCAUCCCCCUCCAGGACUUGGCAUGCCACCUGCAAACUAUCCCCCUCCCACAGUGCCCCCUGGUGGACAGCCACCUGUACCACCUCCAAUACCACCCCCUGGUAUGCCACCUGUUGGAGGACUUGGCCGGGCAACUUGGAUGAGAUAGCAGUUGUACAUAGCAUCUUUUUUGUCUUGGGCGAGGUGGACAUUAUUAUAAUCAGAUAAGGAUAUAGAGGCUUCUGUUUGGAAAUAUAGAGGGCAAUGAUAUUGGUUUGCUUAAGUUUGAUCAGCAGAAAACAAUACAGUUUAAAUAUUACAAAGCUAACUAAAAUUUAAGAGUUUUGUUAAUUGUAGUGGUGAAUUACUUUGCAGUAAUAACAUAUUUUGAAAGCCACAUUGGCUGAGUUGUAUUGGUAAGGAGAAGAAAAAUAGAAAAGUAUAUGCCUACUUGAAUAUCAGGAUUAAGGUUAUUCCAGAUGAAAGGGGGGAAAAACUCUUUAUGAUUUUAUUACAUAACGUUCCAGCAAAACUUUGCUCUAAGUUGCAGUACCAAUUUAUUUCAUGCCUCUCUGUGUAUAUGUGUGGAUACAUACAUACAACCUCACUUUCUGCCAUUGUUAUUUUGGAAUGAAUGUUCAGGCUUAAUUGGAAAAUUUCUGUAUAUACAUAUAUUUUCAAAAUGUAAAAAAAAAACCUCUAAUGGCAUACAAUGAUUUACAUUUUUGUUGUUUCUGAUUCUUGAAAAAGCUGUGUUGAAAUGUAUCCAAAUAAACCUGUUUCUGAAAGCUGAAAUUUU
Protobothrops mucrosquamatus (brown spotted pit viper) is the source of this 2582-nucleotide messenger RNA. It is a transcript of the gene CCNK, whose product is annotated as cyclin K. The transcript has 11 exons. Bases 183 to 1952 code for a protein of 589 amino acids. The record is from RefSeq and is a predicted model, not a curated record. Gene Ontology annotation, molecular function: cyclin-dependent protein serine/threonine kinase activator activity. Gene Ontology annotation, cellular component: nucleus; cyclin/CDK positive transcription elongation factor complex. Lineage: Eukaryota; Metazoa; Chordata; Lepidosauria; Squamata; Viperidae. Gene Ontology annotation, biological process: regulation of transcription by RNA polymerase II; positive regulation of DNA-templated transcription, elongation.